Enterobius vermicularis (human pinworm) is the source of this 690-nucleotide messenger RNA. NCBI's taxonomy places the organism in Eukaryota, Metazoa, Nematoda, Chromadorea, Rhabditida, Oxyuridae. The record is from the annotation of a GenBank genome assembly.
AUGAAGCGUAGCUUUUAUGCAGUGGCUCGAGGUAAAAACCCUGGUGUUUACAAGACGUGGCCGGAAUGUGAGAAGCAGGUCAAAGGAUACACGAAUGCAAGGUAUAAGAAAUUUGAGAAUGAAGCUGAUGCGCUAGCAUUUAUUGACAGGUAUAAGGACAUUGGCAAGAAAAAAGUGUUAUGUGUUGUUUACUAUAUUUAUAGCGUGUCAGGCGUUAUAAAAAAUGCAUCGGUGGAACGUUGGGUUGCUGAAGGAGUUCCUGUAGUUUACACCGAUGGAUCGUGCUUUGGAAAUGGAAUGGCAGGGUGUAAAGCGGGUUACGGCGUUUUUUGGGGGGAUAACCACCCAGAUAAUCUUUCUGAACCGUUAGACAGAGGGCCACCUACAAAUAAUCGUGCUGAGCUGACGGCAGUAAUCAGAGCUUUAGAGCAGGCUGAAAAAAGGGGAUAUAAACGAUUGGUGGUGAGGACGGAUUCAAAUUUGCUAAUUCAAUCAAUGAGUGUUUGGAUACAUUCCUGGCGUCGUAAUAAUUGGAAAACUGCUUCUGGUACCGACGUCCAAGUAUGUAUCACUUUUUCUCGUAUUAGUGGACAUGUUGGCGUCUACGGGAACGAAAAGGCAGAUGAGUUAGCUCGUAGUGGUGCAGAACGUUACAGUAGUCAUAGAUGUGAUGCAAAAACUAGGUUUUAA